AUGAAACGUUGGUAUGCAUUGUACGACAAGGUCACCGAAGGUGAAGGGUUGAAACGUUCAGCCGAAUUGUCAUCAGAGAAUGAACGUGAAGAUUCCCGAAGGAUAUGUGUAGAUGAUGGCUGCUUCAAUAUUCCCAGGUCAGAGCAUGAUGAUUUUCAAGAACUCCUAUGGUCAGUCGGGAACUUCACACAGAGUUCAUAUGGAGACGUCCUCGGAGAAUUGGUCCCUCGUGGGACGGUGGCCAAGAUCUGCAAAAACAAGAAACAAAUCAGCAAAUUUACCGCUAAGGACUACAACCCCGUCGGUGUAUUGUCAAAUUCACGUCAAUUAUUUGGCGUGGUGAAGUCUGGAGCAAAGGCUGCCAUCUGCAACGGACUGCCCAUCGUUCCGGGCAAAAGAGUUCUUGGUACCGAUUACAUCGUGGAGCAUGUCACAGAGCUUCAAACUCCGGCUCAGUUCACUACCAGCAUGCUUUCAGGAAAACUGCCUAGUGGGGCUGUCGCACCAGGAGCAGCAUCGAACUAUGAUUGGACUCAGGUAUUCUCUCAGAGUGGUUACUUCUUUCAAACUUGGAGUCAGCUUGGAAUUCUCCAACCGAGCGGCUUGAGUGGAAGUACUCCUGCGGAAUCCGUGGCAAUUCCUUUGGGCAGUACCAAUGAUAUUAACAACUUCCAAAUUUUGGAGGCUCCUACAAACGGGCUGAAAGCUGCGGCAUGGCAACUGUUCAAAAACAUCGUCUCAGAAGAUAGGUUUGGUAAACAGAGCCCCGGGGGGAAAAUCGACUUUAUCAAUCGCCUUUAUAAAACCCUUCCAGGAUAUCUUAACCAUGCUGAUGUCCAAGACUCCUUGGAGUACGGCUAUAACGCAAUCAAGACCGCUAUGGAAGCACUUGACCUAGCUGCACAGAACAACGCCAACGUGUCACCAAUCCCAGGCUCGUCGUUUGCUCUGGCUUGGAGAGCAUACGCUUCGGACUUCUUCACAUAAAUGGAAGGUAACCUACAGGUCUUUGUCAGAGCGCGAAUCAACGAGGUUUUACCUUAUUGGAGCUCGAGUGCGGCGAUUAAGCUGUAUACCAAGGCCGGCGCAGCGGCAAUUGUCAAAACUCUGAACUCAAAGCUGUCUAGCCUCUCCACAGACGUUGUCAUCAACAGUACCUUUAU
This is a messenger RNA of Aspergillus vadensis CBS 113365, 1163 nucleotides long. RefSeq lists its product as uncharacterized. The transcript is spliced from 4 exons. Bases 1 to 987 code for a protein of 328 amino acids. Lineage: Eukaryota; Fungi; Ascomycota; Eurotiomycetes; Eurotiales; Aspergillaceae. The record is from RefSeq and is a predicted model, not a curated record.